AUGACCAACAUGAGCUGGAGCUUCCUGACGCGGCUGCUGGAGGAGAUCCACCACCACUCCACGUUCGUGGGCAAGGUGUGGCUCACGGUGCUCGUGGUCUUCCGCAUCGUGCUCACGGCCGUGGGCGGCGAGGCCAUCUACUCGGACGAGCAGGCCAAGUUCACGUGCAACACGCGGCAGCCCGGCUGCGACAACGUGUGCUACGACGCCUUCGCGCCGCUGUCGCACGUGCGCUUCUGGGUCUUCCAGAUCGUGGUCAUCUCCACGCCGGCCGUCCUGUACCUGGGCUACGCCGUGCACCGCCUGGCCCGCGCCGCGCAGGACGAGCGGCGCCGCGCCCCGCGCCGCCUCCCCGGCCCGCGCCGCCCGGCCCGCGCGCCCCUGCCGCUGCCGCCGCCGCCCCCGGGCUGGCCCGAGCCCGGAGACCCGGGCGAGGAGGAGCCCAUGCUGGGCCCGGGCGAGGAGGAGGAGGAGCCGGGGCCCGCGGGCCUGGGCGAGGGCGCGGAGGCCGACGACGAGGGCGCGGCCAAGGGCGGCGGCGGGGACCUGAAGGCCGCGGGGCCCGCGGGCCCGGCCGGGCCGCACGACGGGCGGCGGCGCAUCCAGCGCGAGGGCCUGAUGCGCGUGUACGUGGCGCAGCUGGUGGCGCGCGCCGCCUUCGAGGUGGCCUUCCUGGUGGGCCAGUACCUGCUGUACGGCUUCGAGGUGCGGCCCUUCUUCGCGUGCAGCCGCCGGCCCUGCCCCCACGUGGUCGACUGCUUCGUGUCGCGGCCCACGGAGAAGACCGUCUUCCUGCUGGUCAUGUACGUGGUCAGCGGCCUCUGCCUGCUGCUCAACCUCUGCGAGAUGGCGCACCUGGGCCUGGGCAGCGCGCAGGACGCCGUGCGCACCCGCCGCCCGCCGCCCGCCGCGCCCGGGCCCGCGCCGCGCCCGCCGCCCUGCGCGCUGCCCGCCGCGCCCGCCGGCCUGGCCUGCCCGCCCGACUACAGCCUGGUGGUGCGAGCGGCCGAGCGCGCGCGCGCCCACGACCCGACGCUGGCCAGCCUGGCGCUGCAGGCGCUGCGGGACGGCCACGCGCCCGGGGACCGCGACAGCCCGCCCUGCCCCGGCCUCCCCGCGGCUGCCCGGGGCGCCCCGCGGGCCGGCCCCGCCUCCGGGUCGGGCAGCGCCACGUCGGGGGGCACGGGCGGGGGCCUGGGCCGGUCGGGUGCCAAGCCCAGGGCCGGUUCUGACAAGGGCAGCGCCAGCAGCCGGGAGGGGAAGACCACUGUGUGGAUCUGA
Molecule: messenger RNA, 1281 nt
Organism: Talpa occidentalis (Iberian mole)
Lineage: Eukaryota; Metazoa; Chordata; Mammalia; Eulipotyphla; Talpidae
Gene: GJC2
Product: gap junction protein gamma 2
Biological process (GO): cell communication
Cellular component (GO): connexin complex
Source: RefSeq, a predicted model, not a curated record